CCUGCUCCUUCCGUACUGCCUCUGGAUUGCUUCUCUCUUGCGCUCGGAACCCCACGUUCUGUGCUCAUCGGUGGAAUUGUGAUCUGUACUGGUUGUGACAAUUGUAGGAAGGACUCACGGAGACUCAGAAAACCUAGAAAUGGACUCCGUGGCCUUGGAGGAUGUUAACAUGAAGUUCACCAUGGAGGAGUGGGCUAUCCUGAAUCCGACCCAGAAGAAACUGUACAGAGACGUGAUGCAGGAAACCAUCAGGAACCUGGCUUCCGUAGCAUGUGUUUUGGAAGAAAAAUGGGAAGACCAUGACAGUGAAGAUCAGUAUGAGAAACGUGGGACAAAUCCCAGCCACACAAGAUCGCUCACUGGACUCAAACUAUACCAGUGUCGGGAAUAUGAAGAGGAGCCUUAUAAAUGUAAGGAGUGUGGGAAAGCUUUCAAACGUCGCAGAUAUGUUCGAGUGCAUGAAAAGAAACACAGUGCAGAAAAGCCCUACGAAUGUACAAAAUGUGGUAAAGCCUACAGGUAUUCAAGUAACUUACACAGACAUGCAGAAAUUCAUACUCGAGAGAAACCCUAUGAGUGUAAGAGGUGUGACAAAGCCUGGAGUACACUUACCACAUAUAAAAGACAUAUGAUCAAGCAUGUUAGGUGUGGCCCCUUUAAAUGUAAGGAGUGUGGGAAAGAUUUCAGUUGUCUAAGAAACUUUGAAAGUCAUGAAAUGACACACAGGGGAGAAGAGCCCUAUUAUUGUAAGGAAUGUGGUAAAGCCUUCAGUUUACUCAGUUAUCUUAUAAAACAUAAAAGAUCUCAUGAUGGGAAGAAGCCUUAUAAAUGUAAGGAAUGUGCUAAAGGUUUCCGUUAUCCCAAUUUACUUAGAAAUCAUGAAAAAACCCAUAUUGCAGAGAGACCCUUUGAAUGUAAGCAAUGUGGGAAAGCCUUUAGGAGUCUCAGCUACUGUCAAAUACAUGAAAAAACACACAGUGGAGAAAAGCCCUACAAAUGCACAGAAUGUGGUAAAGCCUUCAGUUUACUUAUAUAUCUCAGUAGACAUAAAAAAAUUCACGAUGGAAAGAGGCCUCAUGAAUGUAAGGAAUGUGGUAAAGCUUUCCUUUAUUCCACUUUUCUUAGAAUUCAUGAAAAAACUCAUACCGAGGAGAAACCCUAUUGCUGUAAACAGUGUGGGAAAGCCUUCAGGAGUCCCAGUUACUGUCGAUUACAUGAAAAAAUACACAGUGGAGAAAAGCCCUACAAAUGUGUAAAAUGUGGUAAAGCCUUUGGUUACCCAAGUAGUUACCGUAAACAUGUGAGAACACGUUGUAGAGAUGAACCCUGUUAAUGCAAAGAAUGUGGGAGAACCUGCAUUUGUUGCUCAGCUCUGCACUCACAUGUGAUAGAGCGAAUUGGAGAUGGACCUGUAAAUGAAGGACUGUUAGGAAGCAUUAUGUCUUCCAGUUGAGUAUAGAGAAUGAAAGGGCUCUCAGUGUAAAGACUGUAGAAAAGCUUCCAUCGUCCCAGUUCUUGAGAAAAUCAUGAAAGAACUCACACCUAAGAGAAAGCGUAUGCAUGUAAGGAAUGGGGGGAGCCUUUCACAGAGACGUAAGAGUGUGCGCUGCAGAGCCAUCGUGUCCACGUAAAGAGCACGGGAGAACCUUCAGCUGUCCCAGCUCCUUGGAAAGCCGUGACAAAAACUUCAUGUAGAGAGAAUUCUGUUGAAUGUAAACACUGUAGGAAACCCCUCAUUUUGCCUCACAUCCCCACCAUACCAUGUGAGAAUGUACACUGGAUAGAUACUGUAUGACUGAAAAUGAAGACAAAGUUUUAAUGAAUACCUUCAGAGCAGCUCGAAAACUGCCCUGGGAGGAAAUCACAUUACAGCAACUACUACAUGUAAGCCUGGUGCAAAUUAAUUCACAUACUCCCCAAAAUUCACAGCAUGGAAGAAAUACUAUAAAUGUUAGACAUACAUGGUCACUAUGACUGACUCGUUCUUACAGUGAUUUUCUGUAGUACUGAGUCCACUUAUUUUGCAAAUAUGCACUGAGGUAAUUAAUUCUGUAGCUAUUCUGUAAGCAAGAGGUUUUAAGUUCAAUAGGUAUUUUUUCCCUUCUGGUCAGUUAGUAAACAUUUUGUAUUUCUUUAUUGAAGUUUGUUAGAUCCUUGGGGGAAUUGAAGUGUUUUACUAAUAUGUUUUACUAAUAUUUUAAAAUAAUACUUAGUGUUUUGCUAAGUGGGCUUAAUUUUUCUGUGAUUUUUAAGUGUUCUGCAAAUCAAGGAACAUUUAAAAACUGAUACUUUGGAAUUUGUUCAUGUUUUCCAUGUGGCUUCCUAUAGCAAGUAUCGAAUGAAUAUGCCUUACCCAUAUAUAUAUUCUACCUCAACAGAAAAGUGCCUUUUCUUUGGCUCGAAGAGCUUUCUUUCAUUUUCUUGUCAAUAAAUGUUUUUUAAUUUUUCAA
Messenger RNA from Artibeus jamaicensis (Jamaican fruit-eating bat), 2450 nucleotides. RefSeq names its product zinc finger protein 709-like. The transcript is spliced from 4 exons. The record is from RefSeq and is a predicted model, not a curated record. NCBI's taxonomy places the organism in Eukaryota, Metazoa, Chordata, Mammalia, Chiroptera, Phyllostomidae. Gene Ontology annotation, biological process: regulation of DNA-templated transcription. Bases 140 to 1333 code for a protein of 397 amino acids.